Molecule: messenger RNA, 563 nt
Organism: Xiphophorus hellerii (green swordtail)
Lineage: Eukaryota; Metazoa; Chordata; Actinopteri; Cyprinodontiformes; Poeciliidae
Gene: pttg1ipa
Product: PTTG1 interacting protein a
Exons: 7
Coding region: 42-542 (166 amino acids)
Biological process (GO): protein import into nucleus
Cellular component (GO): cytoplasm; nucleus
Source: RefSeq, a predicted model, not a curated record
AGAAAAGUGCGGAUAACCUGCGUCGUCGAAGCGUUUGGACGAUGAAGUGUUUACGGAUUUUCCUCCCUGCUCUCCUUCUUGUCUCUGGUUUGGCAACAGUUCUGGCCGAGUCUGCACCUAAACACGUGUGUGAGACAAAAAAUGGAACAAGCUGCGACGACUGUCUGAAAAAUGUGACGUGCCUGUGGUGCACCACGACAAAGUCAUGUGUAACGUAUCCGGUGGGGACCAUCCUUCCACCUCAUUCACUCUGCCCGCUAAAUGACGCCCGCUGGGGGCUCUGCUGGAUGAAUUUCCAGACGCUGAUAAUCACCCUGUCUGUGCUUGGAGCAGUUCUCAUCAUUGCUAUCAUGGUCUGCAUGUUCUGCUGCUGCAAGUGUGAGAACUUUGGAUCCAAACGAUCUGAGGCCAAGAUGCAGAGGCAGGCCAAUAAGACGAAAGCCAAGCAGGAGGAAAGGAGAGCAGAAAUGAACAAGAGACACCAGGAGAUCAGGCAGAAAUAUGGACUGAAUGGGCCAAAUCCAUACGCAAGAUUUUCCUGAGAUCCACGUUUUGAGCUUUUG